This is a messenger RNA of Homarus americanus (American lobster), 9327 nucleotides long. It is a transcript of the gene Mrtf, whose product is annotated as myocardin-related transcription factor B-like. Bases 583 to 4860 code for a protein of 1425 amino acids. The transcript has 15 exons. Lineage: Eukaryota; Metazoa; Arthropoda; Malacostraca; Decapoda; Nephropidae. The record is from RefSeq and is a predicted model, not a curated record.
GGCUUGUCCCCCGCUGGCCUGCACAAGGGACCAAAGAGGCAUGUGGUGACCUGCCGAUCGGCCGCGACCUGCCAGCCACUCAGCCCCCCGCGGCCCUCCGCCACCACGUGUAGUGUACUGUAGGUCGGCGUGUGAGUGCCACUUCUGCCAGUGUGGGCUGACUCUCGUGGGCUGGUGAAGUGCCCCUCAGUGUGUAGUGGUAGCUGUUGAGUGUGGCGAGUAGUGUGGUUCAGUGUGACGCAAGGUGAGGCCAGUGUGACGCAAGGUGAGGCCAGUGUGACGCAAGGUGAAGAAGCCAGUGUGACCCAGGUGACGGAUGCGUGUGUUGUGAUAAUGAUGGUGAUGAACGCCGGGGCGGCAGGACCACCCCGAUAGGUGUUUGUAGUAGAAACGGCGGUGGUGGGGCCUUCCUCCUGUACCUCAUGAGUCCAGCCCCGGGUCUUGCUUGCUGGACUGAGCCUGAGCGAGGGGCAGCAGCAGUAGCAACGAGGGCUGGCUGGCGGAGAGGAGAGCGGGUGGUGAGCCGUGGUGGUGGUGUUGGUGGUGAUGAUGACAUGAGGUGUGUGGUGGUGAGGGGCCAGGAUGCCGGUCUGCUGCACUAUGCUCGACGCCCCGGACUCACCUCCCCAACUACCGCCUCCCCAACCUACCCACUGCUCCAACUGUGCAGAGUGUGGGACUAAGGUGGUGGUCGGCGGCACGGAGUCGGUGUACUGGGCUGUGCAGCUGGACGCCGACCUCCUUGAGACCAUCGCCGCUAUCUAUCCUCACUGGUUCAAGCCAAUGUCGAUAUACCACACAGUAAUGAAGUUCAAAUUGGACUGCAAUUUGAACGACCUAAGCAAGAUGGCGGACAGCAGCAAUGGGGAGGGUUCUCAGCCCCCCUUCAUUCCUCUGUCCCCCCCUAAGUGUGAGGUAGACGACUCCCCACUACAAGGCAAGGCUCUCAACAAAAACAAAGAGUCAUUGAAAGUGAAGCUGAUGCUACGACGACCACGGGAGGAUCUAGUGAACCGCGGAGUAAUCCCUCCAAUGAACACCCCGACUGCCUUCUACGAGCAGCGGCAGAAAUUAGAUAUGGCCAAAAAACAUGACAUCCUCAAACAGAAAAUGCAGCGGCGACCUGAUAGAGAGGAGCUGGUUCGACAACAUAUUCUGGAGGAUGCACCUGGAAAUAUUGAUCCCUCAUUGGUGGAAAAGCAAAAACAGCUGAAGCGAGCCAGGAUAGCUGAUGCCAUAAGUGACCACUUGUGCCAAAGGCCAGGGCCCCUUGAACUUGUCAGAGCCAAUAUCCUCCACACCACAGAAGACCUCGAGAAAGCUGUCAAGGAGGGGCAGUUAAUGUUCAAGAGCACAAGUGAGGGAGAACCCCGGAAACACCCAAGUCUAUAUGUGCAGUAUGAAGAUGAGUCAAGUAGUGAGGGUGCAAUGUCUCCAGACCAAAGUGAGGCCAACAAUGCUGCUGGGGUCAGAGAGCUUCUCUCAGCCAGUCCAAUUCAAGCUCCGGCAGCAGCAGCAGUAAUAGCACCACCACCGCCGCCACCAUGCGCACCAACAGUACCUACCCCCAUCAGUUGUGUGCCUGAUGUAGCAGCUCCUUCUCCAUCUCAUACUUCCACCACCUCCUCUCUCUCCCCAUUAUCUUCCUUAGCGUCUCCCCAGCACCCUCUCUUAUCUUCCCCUCAAGCUUCUAUAGCACAGACUCUCUUCGUGACCCGGACGUCUCUCCCUCAUGCUCUUACAACACCGCCCCAACAGAAUUCUGCUCCUGGGAAAGACCAAUCCAAGAGCAGGAAAAAAUCUAAGGGAAAGAGUCAACCUAAAGCUAGAACAAUCAAGUUUCAUGAGUAUAAGGGUCCUCCUAGUGCAGUGAAGCGUGAGUCAAACACCAACCACUCCGAAACAUCUUAUGAUAUACUACUACAGCAGCAACAGCUUUUCCUCCAGUGCCAACUUGAACUCAAACAAAAGUAUCCCCAGAUUAUAUUGCCAGCAGCAUUAAAGCCUUCCAACAACGACGGCUCCAACACCAGCAGUCUAGCCAACGUUAUCAAAGUAGCGCCAACACCGCCCCCACUACCAUCCUCCACUGUGGCCAGUGGCUUGACCCUGUCUCAGGUCCUGCAUACACCGGUACACACUCCCACCUCUACACCAACACCCUCAUCUACACCUCCUGCACCACCACCACCUCCUACACCACCAGAAACCAAUAUGAGAGUUCACACCAAGUUGGAAGAUAUGAAAGUGUCGGAUCUGAAGGCAGAGCUGAAGAAACGAAACCUACCUGUGUCUGGCUCCAAACCUCAGUUGAUAGAGAGAUUAAAGAACCACGCUGCCCAGAACUCUGCUGCUGUUAUCACCAGUCUGAACAACAACAACAGCAUCAGUAGUAGUAAUAGUAGUCUUCAUAGUAACAAUACCUCGGUUACAAUGAGACUGGGCAGUGUUGAGAGAGAGACCGUUAACACGCCCGCACCGGUGGACACAGAAGAAAAAACGAGUGCAACCCAAACAGACUCCACUGGCAGUAGUAUCUUGCCGGUGGCACAUCUGCUACAGGAGCCUUCCCCGACUCCCACGCCCACAAACUCAACGUUUAACUUUACAGACGACUCUUCGGUUCAAGGAUUAUUGGAAGCAUCAAUGGAUUUUGGAGACGACAGUGCAUCUUCUCCUGCGUACUCUCACAUCUCUGCGUCAUCUACACGGCCCUCCAGCGUGGCCCCCAUGGAUGUGGAUUUUGACUCUGCAAUGGAUACAAAUGACUUCACUCCUCUGACUCCCAGUGGUGCCCUCACUCCCCUUAGUCUCCACCUUAGUGAUGGAGGCUCCAUAAACACUCCACCUCCACCACCACCACCGCCACCACCCCCUCCACCACCACCACCCACACAGACUGUCCCAGCAAGCUCUUGUUCUCCAGUUGGUAGUGUGCUGGUGUCCGCUCUUGGCCAAACAGUGACUUCUCCUCCCAAUCAAAUUAUAAUGACUCGUCAAACAACCUCACAAGCCCCCAACAAUUCCAUGGUGUCUAAUGAAACAAUGGUGCAACUACAGAGAAGAAUUGAGGAACUUCAAAGAGAGCUUCACCAUACACAGAUGCAGCUACAGUUGCAACAGCAACAAAAUAUUAUCAAAGCCCAGGAGCAACAGCAACGUAAAAAUAAUUCUGAUAACAAAUUAAACCAAAAACUCAUACUACAACAGCAUAUUCACAACAAAAAACAACAGCAACAACAACAACAGUUGCAAAGUCAUAUUCAGCAGCUCCAUCAUUUGCAAACACUGCAACAGCAGCAUCAACAAUUAUUGCAACAACAAGUGGUCCAACACGAACCUUUAAAGAAAAUUCACGAGAAUGGCAUACAGCAGUGUGCUAUUGUCCAUCACCAGAAACACCAACACCACCAUCAGUCAGAGCAGACGCAGCACCAGCACAGUGUUGGGGAGGUGAGAGUCAAGUUGGAGAAUGGCUGGGAACAACUGCUAGGCUCCCCCAACCCUCACACCAACCAACAACCAAAGAACCAGCGCUCAGGAUCUAUAUCCUCACAAAAUGGCAUCGCUAUUAAUGCUCAUCAAAGAACUGCUUCCUUGCCCAAUUUCUCAGGGCUCAUUGUUACCAGCACUUGUGAUAACAGCAACAACAAUAACAACAAUAAUAAUAACAAUGUAAACAGAACAGCAUUAGAACCUCAGUUUGUUAUCAAGCCACCACCCAAUUAUGAUGAGGCUACUAAACAGCUGAAGGGAACAAUGAUCUCUACCAAAUCAUCUCCUCAAACCCAAAAUCGAAAGUUAUCUGUCAAAAGUCAAGCUGUUGAUGAUGUUUUGGAAAUAUUGAUUAAGAAUGGAGAGCUGCCACCUAGUGCUGCCCAAGACCCUCACACUCCAACUCAAUUAAGAUGUAGUCGAAGUGGACCAAUCUUCACCACCACAUCGGUUGCCUCAUCUGUCAUCUAUACUACCACAUCUGCUGGUGCUCCUGUUUUCAGCAGUACCUCAGGUGCACUGCCUGUCAUAUUCACUACUUCAGCCACUUCACUGCCUGCAGUAUAUACCACUGCAGCUACUGUUCCAGCAACUGUAGAAGCUGCAGUCCCACCACCGCCGCCACCACCCCCACCUCCACCUCACCAUUCUAGUCAGCGCACCACCUCUGCUACGUCAACAACUUCUCAAGGACAAGCAGUGUUCAGUGUUGCCAACUCCUGCCCAUCCCCAAUAGUCACCAGUGGCCUGAAUUCACAUUCACUGUUUGCAGAUCUGGUGAUGGAGGGGUCAAACCAACCUGGCCUAGAAAUUCCUCUGGAUUUGGAAUUACCUGUGUUGGAAGGGAUGGAGCUGGGAGCCUUGGAGCACACUCUUGACCACAGCAACAUGGCCCCUGAUCUGCUUAUUUCAAGUAGACCAGAAGAGCCAUUUGUUACUGUAGGCCCACCGAUAGAUGUUAAGAUGGAGGUCAACGACGACGUCGACGUCGCGUCAUGGCUCGACUCUCUGGUUCCUCCAACUCACGGCCCAACUCUUUCUUCAAGUACCACAAACUUUAUCCCACCAUGGCCGCCAUCCCAUCUAGUAUGCACCUCCGGUAACAACAGUGAUAGUGGCAUGAGCAGUAAUUAUAACAGUGGCAGUAGUAGCAGCUGCAGCAACAGAGGAGGUAAUCUCAGUAGCUGCAGUACCAGCAGUACAAGUAGUAGUGGCGGCAGGAGUGGUAUCAGUGUGCACCAAAGUGAUCCUCUGCUCUCUAAUAAUCAGGACCAAUUGGACCUCUUUAACUUGGAGGAAAUGGACCUCAAGGCCCACGAUGUAACGUCGGGCCUAUCAUGGGACCGCAUUGAUUUUACUACAUGAAAGUGUGGUGGACCGGUCAUGUAGCCAGUCACCGUGUUACUGUCUGGUCAAUGUAGGUCUGACCGCGGGACCAUUGACUGACAAGACUAAGUCAAGGGACCACUGACCGCAGUAGAUUUCAACCUUGACUGAUAAUAAAGUAUUUAAUUGUUGAAGUGCUACUGCAUAUUGAGUGACUGGCAGUACCCUAGUUUGGCUACUGGCGCAUGCGUUAAUGUCUGUGAUGACAAAUGAGUGCCUUAACAGUACUCUAACAAAGGACCAUUGAAUAUUUAGUUGAUAUUUAGGUUGUGUUCAGCCAACUCCACACAAUUCCCUGUUAUUCCAUUUUGACUACCUGUCAUGUAGAUCAUGCUCAUAAUCAUUAUUAGAAGUUUUAAAAACUUUAAUAAAUAUGUCAUGAAAUCUUUCUUGAAAUUUUUCAGUGUCAAGUGGUAUAUAUAUGAGAUGUAUCUGUAAAUAUUUCCUUCUUGUAAAAUGGUGCUGUUUUGAAUAUUUCAAGUUGUUUGAGUUUUCUCCAAGAUAUAUUCUACUCAUCAGCUAAUCCUGAAAUUAGGUCAGGUCUAUCAGUAUGUAAUUAAUGUAUAAUAAGUUUUGGGAACAAAUCAACCCCUUCCAUAAAUUUUGCUGUGUGCUUGCCUUACAGAUGUGGACAGUUGAAGCUACGAAGAUUAAUUCUGGUUGAAUUAAUAGCUCUGUACAUACUUUGACUAGUUGAAUAUGUGACUGAAUGCAGACUCAGUCAUCUGUGCUGUGAUUAUUAGCUAUGUUUGGAGCAGCCAGUUAAGUUUAGCCCACUGAAGGCAGGCACACAGUGCAACCAUUCCAUGAUGACCCCCAGCCCAUGGCUGUGUCCUUGGCUCUCAGAGACCCCAGCUAGGAGCUGUGACCCUCGCUCACGGUGUGCAAGUCAUUGCCUAUCUUGGCAUGUGGCGACCCAUGCCAACUGUUGUGUGACCCAGGCUCGUAGUGUUGUAACCCAAUGAUUGGUAACCUGAAUAGAGGAGUUGACUGCCAUUGCUUGUAACUUGGGUUGAAGGGGUCAAAAGCCAGUGCUCAUGACCUGAUUUAUAGUCCAACACCCAAGUUGACCUUGGCUAUAGAUCUCUUAAUAUCUGUUCUUGUGACUUUAGUAUUGGAGUCUAAAGCCUGUGCUUGCAAAUCCUUGACGAAUAUGUAGUUUUGUCAGAGGCCCCGCCCCAAGUGUCCAAUACCAAUAGUUGUAAUCAAGGCACAUGGUGUCCAAAGCCAGUAUAUGUGAUUCCAUAUGAGGGUGUUUGCUGUCAGAUAAUGGCCAUUGCCAGUAGUGAAAGUAACAAUAUUGACAGAUGCUGAAAAACAAAACAUCUUGUCAGUGGAUAUCACACCAUUUAGAGUCUCUGAAUGGAAGCUCAUGGUGUAGAUGGUCCAUGUGAUUGAACUACUAGUUGAUGGGACCGUUUGACAAUAUUAAGAGUUGUACUGGUAGUUAUAGCUCAUGAUGCUCUCAGAUAAUGGUUUCCAAUGCUUGCUCUGUAUAUCCCUAGAUCAUGGCAGCCUAUACCCAAAUCUGUAAUACAAGUUCAACAACAACCCAGACUGAUGACGUCCUCAAGUCUAUCUAUGAAUUAGGACAAUGAUCAUCAAAGCCUAUGUAGUUAAUAAGGCCAGUGGUGUCCCAGAGCUAUAUACUAUAUAUACCUGCUCUUGGUGACCCUGUGCCUCUUUGACAUGUAACUUACCAUGUUGAGUACUGGCAUCACAACAAAGUAUGGUUUCGUACAAGUACCUAAUUCUGCUCGUUUAAACAGAUGACUGUAUGUAAGUGGGCCUGAGUAGCCAUGAAACACUCAGCCUGCAUCCUUGAUCAGGGUGAUGUGUGUGUGUGGCCACUUAGGUGCCUGGGUAUAAUUGACCCAACAUAUUCAUUUGGUUAUGUAGGUGUCCAGUUCCUGCCUCCCUCAGCCCUGGCACACCUCAAAAAUGUAGACAUGGCCUCCUUUCUCACAAACAAUCUGAAGAAUGUACUUUCCCCUCACUACUUAAUGUAUUGUUUUCAACAAUUUGUCAAAAGAAACUUUUGAAACUUACCUGGUUUAGUGUGCCAAGUUGCUCACACAGUUAACCAAUAGAAUUUUGGAUAGUCCACAUCUAUAAAUUAUGGUUAACUGAGCUUGCACAAGAAACACUGUUAAUCUGCACAAUGAGGUGGACGGACUAAUGAUGACUAAAUUCUGUUAGUGGCCAAGACCAAGUGGUGUGCCUCAGGUUCAUAUUCCCAGCAUUUCUAGAUUCCAUCUAUAACAGAUAUUGUCUUGUUCCUUCUGUGUACUAAUAAGAAUAAAUUAUUGUAGGCAAGUCCUGUCCGAGGUAGCUCUUGUACAGAUUCCUUUGUUGCAAAUUUUCGGGCAUUCUUCAGUUACAUUAAAUUCUGCCUCGUCUCGCUUGCCAUGUCUGGAAGUGAACAUAUAAUGCUUAGCACCAAUUUUAUACGGCCAAAUUUAUAAGCUUCAGAGCAAUUUCUGGGUUUAAUACGGAUGAUAUGAAAAUAUGAGUACCAAUUGAACUGUUUACCUCUGCUCAAUGCUCAACACUUCAAGCUCUGUCAGGGCCUUGUUAUUGUGCCAAACCAGUAGCAAUUACCACAGUUAGCAACAUUCCACACCUGCACUGGGAAUGAUAGCUGCAGCAUUGACUGAAUAAUAAUUGAUUGUUCAGAAGAAAGGACAUUAUGAAUUAAAAAAAUCAUAUUAAUGGUCUAAGUAUCAUGAACCUUCCCAGUAAAAUAUAUAUAUAUAAAGAAAUCCAUGUGAUAUAUGAUUGUGAUUUAAGUUUUUUCUUGGUCUUUCAAUUCUCAUAGUUCAUGGUCACUGUAUUUUAUGUGGACGUAGCCAGUGUCCUAAUUGAUACUGUUUUCCAAUCAUUAAUUUAGCCCUUGAAGUUCCUUUUUGGGUGUUCAUUUACGAUGAGGGUGACUGAACAGGUUGGGUGUGAGUACUAAUUGAUGUAGCUUAUAAUUUGUUGACUCGUGAUCAUCACAAACAUACACACAUGCUUACAUACAUAUACAUCAAGAAUGACUUUGAAUGUUCAUACAGGUAUAUAUCAAGCUGUUAGAUCUUCACAUUCAUUUAUCUAGAGUGACUUGGAUGUUCAAAUACCUCAAUUGCAAACUCAUGAUGUGUUAAAUUAAUCUUUGGGAUUUUUUCUAUCUCCAGUGUUACAUCGUAGUUUAGUAUCUCACGGAAAAUCAUGUUUAUCUUCAUCCAAUUUUAAAAUAAUUCCACUGUUAAGAAUCAUUUAUAUGAAGUCUCACCAAGAAGCAGAGAUGUAUUGUACUGUACUGUCUUCAGUUUUCAUAUUACUGUACAUUUAGUUAAGCAAUAACAAUUUGACAUCUGCAAUAUAUCACACAGAAUUAAUUGAUGAAAAAUUGUGACCUGCUGUAGUUUGGAAAAAUGGAUUCUUAGGCAUAUUACAUGUAAAUUAAUCACAGUUUCUGAAAGAUUGCAGUGAGAAUAUAAGCCAUUUAAUUUGUGUGUAGUGAGAAAUACUUUAUGCACAAGUAUGCCUCAUUUAUUCAUGUAAACAUUACCAUGGGUAUUUUUCUUCUUUGCUGCACUCAUUCAGCGGUACAGUACCACUCCGUUGAUCUGGUACACAAUCUUCACUCCAUGAUGUACUGCUUCAAAACUUACACUUGUUAUAUCUAUCAUUUAUUGUUUCUCAGUACAUAUACAAUACUUAUAUCUUGUCCUGUCCCUCAUGUGUAUACUUAGUGAGGCAAUCUCUUCUUUACCAUAGUUUUUUAUUUAGUGUAGGCAAGUGGAGGCUGCUAUCCCUUCAGCAAGUGUGUGUCAGGUGUUCCUGGUCAAGAAAUGAAGUAGAUUACGGAAUGUAGCAGAGGUUCAACACACUUCAACUCCAUCCAGAAUAUACAAAAUACAAAGUUGAGGUUAGAAGUUACAGUACGGUACUUAGACAGUGAGGAUGCAGGUGUACAGAACUGAGAGUGUAUGUGCAGAAAGUGUAGUCUGUGACUUAUGUUUCUUAAGUAAAGUUCAUCAUUGAGUAUUAUGGGAUUACAGACAAUAGUGAUACAUUAUUAGUAACACUGCAGGCAUACCAGGGAUGAUGACAGUAGGGGAAUUAAGACUUUCACUAUAAAAGUACUGAAAUGGCAUAGAGAUCAGUUUAUCCUAAUUUUUGAAUGAAAAUGUGUUAAGAUGUGAGAUUUAUUGAAAAUUGCCACAUUAAUCAUGUUACUUAAACAAUUAAGUAAAGUUUAUCUCAAGUUUUUUUCUCUGUAUUUGGCUCUUACUCGAGACUGUGGUCAUGCUGCAGCCUUUGUGUUGGUAAAUGGUAUCAGAUUGGUACUUAUGGUUUCAGUCAUAUAAAAAGCUUUGCCCUAUAUAUCAGCAUAUUACAUUACAAAAUUCUGUGGAUCAUAAUUGUCAGGUGGACUAAAUAAAUAAAAAGCACUUGGUA